Serinus canaria (Common canary) is the source of this 7239-nucleotide messenger RNA. RefSeq names its product multivesicular body subunit 12B (gene MVB12B). The transcript has 11 exons. The record is from RefSeq and is a predicted model, not a curated record. Lineage: Eukaryota; Metazoa; Chordata; Aves; Passeriformes; Fringillidae. Gene Ontology annotation, cellular component: late endosome; ESCRT I complex. Gene Ontology annotation, biological process: virus maturation; regulation of epidermal growth factor receptor signaling pathway; viral budding. Bases 1979 to 2851 code for a protein of 290 amino acids.
CGGGGCGGGCGGGCUGAGCCCCGGGCCGGGGCCUGCCGGGGCUGCCGGGGCCAGCUGUCGCGGGGACCUCGCGCCUGGGCCGGCGCUGGAGCCCCCCGGGGCCUCCGUGAGACCCGGCGGUUCCUCCGGGGCUGGGCGAGCUGCAGGAACGGCCUCCGGUACCAGCCUUGGGGUGCAGCCCCGGUGACCUUGACCUGCUCCGGCAUUUACUGUAAAUUUUUCUUGAUGACGGGUGGAGGAAAUAACAAAACCCUGUCUAUUUCAUGUGGUCUUUUGCUGCGUUUGUAGCACGGGCCCACCUGACUGCCUGUUUCUUACCUGUGCUCAGUGCAUGGCUGGAGGAGUGGCACAGGCUGACUCUUACAGCCUGGCUGCAGCAGCGACACAGAGCUGCCCGUGUCUUGAGUACUCGUGCCUUGCAUCAUGGAGGCUUGCAGGCUUUCUCUGAGGUUUCUGGAGCUAUUUUCAAAGGUCCACCAAUCUUCAGUGUUGUCUGCAGGUUCCCAGAGCGGGGUCAUUCUCAGCUUGGUCACAGUAACACUGAAACCAGACAGGCUGGGUAUCAGCAGGUGUGUAGCUGCUCAAGCUAAAGCUUGGGUUUCUCCAUUUUGUAUUUUAUUUUAACUGAGUGAGAACGUGCUCAUCUAUUCUUUAAGGGAGCCUGUGUGUUGUGCAGCAGGUUGGCAGUGUCAUCCCUAUAAUUCUUAGUUGAGAUGGCCUUCCCUUCUAGACGAAGGCAUAACUUAACUUCUGGAGGUGUGAGAUGAAACAGACAACAUCUCACUCUUGUACCAUGUGCAUCUCUGACAAAGCAAAUCCCAGGCUUCAGGGUGCUGGUAGCUCCCCGGGACCUCUGCCAGCUGAACUGAAUGUCAUUUCAGUUUUGCUGCCCUGGUGCAAGGUCAUCCGUGUAUGGAAACCUAUUUUGUUUCAAAACAGGACACUUCAGAAAUGUGUGUCCUUUGUUAGAAGUGCUGUGAAGCAAUACAGGGUCUCGAUUUAGCUCAUUCUGUCACUUAAGUUCCUGUUUCCAUCCCAUUCAGUCACAAAGUGUAGAUUUUGCAGCUGGUGCAGGGCAACUGUCUCCUUAGGGAGCCUGUGUGCAGGGGUGAUUCCAGGCAUGCCUUCGAUGGUGGUGAAAUGUGAAACUGAAUUCUUCCUGUUUGUGAUGGUGGCCUCCACAGCCCGUUGCUGCGGGUUCCUGUUUUCCUGGUGGAGACGAUGCCGUGUUCCAUGAGCAGAAGGAGAAGGCUGGCUGGGGCCGUGUGCGGUGCGGGAGGCUGUGCCAGCAGUGCCUUCCUGCAGGCAGGGAGGACAGCCUUUGAGCGCCCUGUCUGCUGGGAUUAUGGGACCAUUUCCCACAGGCUGCAGGCACGCAGUGAUGAGGUAGUUGGGUUUUUUUUCCAGUUUUGCCUUAGCUCAUACUUUUCUGCCUGUGGGAAGAGCAAGCCAGUGUCAAAGUGCAGGGCUUGUAGUUGGAGGAAGAAACAAUAACACCAUUCUCUAAGUCCCUGGCUAUUUAACUUCAGAGCUUGACCCGCUUUGCUGGCAGCAUGAUGUUCCUGUAGCAAAUACAUUGAAAGGCCUGAUCUGGUCAUGUACCCACCAGCCCUUGAACUUGCUGAACUUGUUGAAAAGGAACACUGAGAGCAGAAGGUGGUCUAGAAACUCACAAUAACGCAUUCAUUUCUGAAAGCAGGUUCUUCUUCUGUGUAUGUGUCGCAGCCAGAGCCCAGCAGUGUGUGUGGUCAGUCACCUCAGUGGAGCCAGCAGAAAAGUAUGCCUAGGAUAAACUAGUGAAGGCGGAUGAGCUAACAAGGAAAUGGGAGAGAACAAGCAAAAAGGCUACAAACGACAAACUUGGCAGUGCUGGCAGACAGGGAGCACGAUGUUUGUUCAGACUGGGCAUUGUGAAGUGUAAACCCCAUUCCACUGGCACCAGUACUCACCUCUGCCUUUUCUAGAAGCAGAGCAGUCCAUGAUGCCUGAGGUGCGGGACCUCUCGGAUGCCUUGCCCGAGCUGCCGAUGGAUCCCAUCACCGGCGUCGGCGUGCUGGCGUCCCGCAGCCGAGCGCCCACUGGAUAUGAUGUUGUUGCACAAACAGCAGAUGGCUUGGAUGCUGACCUGUGGAAAGAUGGCUUGUUUAAAUCCAAGGUCACACGGUACCUGUGCUUCACCAGAUCAUUUUCGAAAGAGAAUAGUCAUUUAGGCAACGUCUUGGUCGACAUGAAGCUCAUUGAUAUCAAGGACACUUUACCUGUUGGCUUCAUGCCCAUCCAGGAGACCAUUGAUACGCAAGAAGUAGCUUUCAGAAAGAAGAGGCUGUGCAUUAAAUUCAUCCCUCGAGAUUCUACAGAGGCAGCGAUCUGCGAUAUCCGAAUCCUGGGGAGAUCCAAGCAAGCCCCUCCUCAGUACACGUUCAUAGGGGAGCUGAACAGCAUGGGUAUCUGGUAUCGGAUGGGCAGAGUGCCGCGCAACCACGACUCCGCGCAGCCUGCGGCUCCUCCCGCCCAAGCACCGGCCUCAACGCCCGCUCCCAACCUGCCCAGGCACAUCUCGCUGACGCUGCCCGCCAGCUUUCGGGGCAAGAGCCACAGCACCCGCCUGGACCUGGAGCACCAGCACUCCAACCUGUACGCCAUCUCAGCAAUGGAUGGAGUGCCUUUCAUGAUUUCGGAGAAGUUUGCCUGUGCUCCUGAAGGGAUGCAGCCGGUUGAUCUCUUGGGUAUCACAAUCAAAACCCUUGCAGAAAUUGAAAAGGAGUACGACUACAGCUUCCGGACGGAGCAGAGCGCGGCGGCGCGCCUGCCGCCCAGCCCCACCCGCUGCCCGCCGGUGCCGCCGUCCUGAGGGCCGCGGCCGGAGCGUGUGUGCGUGCAUACUACUGAGCAGGACACGGGACACAGCGAUGGAACCAGCCCGGGGCCUCCCCGUGUCCGGCCACCGCGCCGCGCUGCACCGCCCCUGCACACACCGCUCCUCCGUGGGCACCGUGGCCCCUGGGCAGCUGCCCCCUACCCCCGCCGCAGACCCCUCUCCACGUGAGUACAGGACUGAGGACUGGGAGCCUGAUGCAGCCCCUUGCUCAUCCUCACUUUGUAACCCUGCUGCAGGACAGUCACAGAACCCAGAGCUGUAGCAAACCUCUGCGAACACAGCCGGGAGCUUGCGGAGCAUGGAGAGAUCUUCUCCCUGAAAGGAGCAGUGAAAGGCACGGCUGGGUGCUGCCACGCCAGCUGCCCUGGAGCUGCUUGGCUCUUCACACCUUGCAGCAGGAGGCUCCUGCAGCACCCAGUCCAGUGCAGAACUCAGCUGCAGUGAAUGCCAAUCCCUCUGCCACGGUCUGGGCACAGAAGUUCUGCUGUGGCUGGGAUCAGUCUCAGAUCCACUGUGGUCACUGGAUUUGCUUAGGGAGGGUCCCUGGCUCUCCGUGGACACUGGCAGGGCAGGCAGGAUGCCCAAGGUGCACUGCAGAUCCUGAGAUGAAGCACCUUCGCUUUGCACAGGGUGUUCAUCUGUCCAUGCACAUCUAGGGCAACAAGCAUCCUGUGUUUCUUUCUGGAUGGAUGCUGGCAGCGACACCCUGGCAGACCCUGGCCGUGCCCCACUGACCCCAGCCAAGCUGCCUGUGGACCUGCUGACAGCUGGGAUGCCAUCACCUGCCCAUCAUUGAGACAGUUCUCUAACAUGUUCCCUGCUAGCUGCUAAAACAAAAGAGAUGUGCCUGUUUCCUGGGCAUUCAUGGGGAAGCACUGAACACUGAUGUGGCACAGGAUGAGAGUGGGAUGCAUUAAACCCUGACCUCUGCCUCCCUGUGAUCGCUGACCGGCCUUGCUCCCAAGCCAAACGCAUGUCCUGGAGAAGUCCUUUGCUGUAAUAAGUUAUUUACAAGUGCCCGUCUGACUCUGUGCUGCUCUUUCAAGUCUCUGCUGUAGAACAAAGAUACAUCAUGGCAGCAAAAUGGCAAUUUUGGAGUAAGAGUUAAAAUGUACAAUUUUUUGUAUUGUAAAAUACUGAUUCCCUGACCCCACUGAAAUGCAAUUGCCAUGGUAACAGUAACAGUGCUGUUGCUCUCAGCCUGGGUCGUACAUGUGCCCCGACCUACUUUGCACUCCCUUGGAUUGAUCUGGCAUUUGCUAGUUGCACAGAGUGGUAACUAACAGCAGUAUUUGUACUGUCAGCUAAUAUUUUUAUUUGUACAUAAGUAAAAUAAUUCUUGUCCAAAGAUUCAUUUCUGGUUUUAAGGCACCACACUGUACUGCUGGGAUAAAGAGCACAAAAUACAUUUGGGACAAACUGAGUCCAGAUCUUUGCUUCAGCUUCUUCCAAUCAGGUAAAUACUUUUCUGGAGCUGCAUCUGUAGAGUGGCCUGGUGGUUGGAGAGCAGAGGCCAAUUUGGUUGCAUGUACAUUGUUUCUGGGCAAAAGAGUUAAAGCUGUGCUCCAGCUCUGGAGCCCUUGGGUGACCCCCUGGAAGUGCUCGUUUACUUGGAGCUUGCUCCACCAUUUUUAGUUGUUAUUUAUCCUGCAGUAAAGAAAAGCCAGACCUCACUGCCAGGCUUCACAAAGGCCAGAUUGAUGAUGCCGACGUCGACAAAUGAACAUACCAUGGCAGCUUGGUCAUUCGGCUCAGGUUCACUUCAAGUUCAAAUCCACUCUGUGCCGUAGUGCUGUGCCCAUCUCAUCCAUCUUUUGUCUUUCUAUUUUUCUGCUUGUAAUUUGUUCUGUAGUUUUCUGUGACAUCCGUUUAUAGCUCCUCCUGUGGCUCAGUGGUCACGGCAGGUAGGCAGGAGCCAUCUGCAGCAGUGCGUUCCUCAUAGCUCUGGGAUGAGAGCUGACCUUCCCUGUUCAUGGUGGAGGAGCGAGGGCUAGCACAGGGCACAGCACAGUCUGCAGAGCUCCAGGGCACUGCCUGCCACUGGGAGAUGGAGAGACAGCUGCCAGCCCCUCCUGGAGCCGCCUCUUCCCAGGAGGGCAGGGCUGCAGCAGAUGGGGGCUGAGCAAGGAGCAGGUUCUGAGAGCCAGCGAGCCCCGUGCUCAGUGCCACACUCCCUGGAUAUGUCUGGGGAAAUGGGUGCAGAGCUUCAAGUCCCUUAUGUAAGAGAAAAUCAGUGCUUUAGUAUUUGUACCAACUGCUAGGUUUGCUCAGCUUGCUCUGACCUACAGGAAACACUGGCAGGAUAUGCAGCUGGGACAGACAUCUGCAUCUUCAGGAUAUAUUUGUAUUCUUCUCCCUCUCUAACACUGGGCCAGCAAAGCUGCUUCAGGACUCACCUGCAAAGAACCUUGAGAGAUGAUUUUGCUCUCCAUGGUGUGGUCCUGCACCACGGCGCUGCGGGGACAGCCUGGUUCAAAUGCACAGGCAGGACAGAUGCACUUCCUGUGGGGCAAAUACAAUGAAGGUGUUUUGAACAAAGAGCUGCACCUGCUGAGAGCCAGCUGAGCUCUCAGGCCUGCUAACCACAAGCUGGAAAACUAGGCAGUUCCAAAAGGGAGAGGGCUCGGAGCUGGUGCUUUGGAAGCACAGCAAGACACAGUGCAGGGCGGUUGACUGUGUCAACUUCUCAGUCCACUGAUCAGAGGAAGCUUUUUUUAUUGCACUGCUGAAUUCCCGAGACCAGGGCUGUCAGGUCAGCAUUUCCACUGGAAGGUUUUAUUGGCUGCUCUGUAACGUUUGUACUCGUGGCAGCUCAUUGCAAGGCUGGUCCUUGCAUCCUUACACUGAGUCCUCCAUGCUGGCAUGUGCCAUGGCCAGUACCAGCAUCUCUCUGCAUCUCCCUCCCUGUCCAAGAGGUGACUGUGGAACAAUUGGCCCAGGCAAUAAAUGUUCAGGGCACCUGAUGUGGAUGUUGUCUGGCUGAGGAGAAGCCUUCUGGAGCAUAAGGGGAGGGGAGGAGUCAGUGGAAAGCAACAGAAGUGAAUUUGCAGAGCUUUUCCAGAUGUUCUUGGCUAUCUUGCCUGAAUUUGUAGAACAAAACUGGUCUCUAGGUAGUUUAAUCUUAUGGCUGAUGGAGAAGUUAGUUUGCCAAAUUAUUAUAUAUCUGCAACAGAGACAGAAAAGCAGCAGUGAGGGGUUUGCUUACUGUAAAAUACGCCUUCUGAUGUGAAUUCCUAGUGACACGCUGCCUCCUGCAUUCCUCACGGCGAGAAGCUGGUCGUGUGCCAAGGUGACUUGUGGCCACCCAGGCCAGGCUGUGCUGUCUGCUGUGUUGAUCAUGGGAAGGCAAGAAGUUAGUCCAGAAAGUGAUGUAGAGUGUGAACUUUGUGAUAAAAUUCAAGUGUGAAUAGUUGUAGCAGGUGUCUUCCCUUAUGGGAGCACCUCGUAUCUGUAUUUCCAUAGGAGUAAACUGUGUCAGGCUUUUCCUGUGACUGUCCCUGCGUGUCCCCACAGUGUUUGUUGGAGGUUUCCUGGGAGCCUCCUGUGCAGUGGGAGGUUGUUGGUAGUCUGUAGCAUUGGGCUUGUUUGGUUUCACACCCACCACUGCUCCUCAGUGUCCUGAGCUCUCCAGACCGAACCCACAUGCUGCCGAGCCUGGAGAAUUCUGUCGUGGGCACUGCACGUGCCAGGUAGGUGCUAGUGGCAAGGGCAUGCCUCCACGGGCCUUGGCACCUCCUCUUCUGUGGGGCCUGGAAUCUCCUGUCCGGAGGGGAAAUGGGACAGAGCUGGCAGUCCCAUGCUGGCUUCACCUCCCCUCUGCUGCCCAGGUGUGCCCACGGCAGCCCCAGGAGCCACAGAGCUGUUCCUGCUCCUCCCAAAGGCAGGCACGCCUCGCUGCACCCCAGUGAUUACCUCAGCCUCGGAGCCUUGGUGAGCAGCCUGCAAUCCUCCCUGCAGCAGGCAGCCCAGCCUUACUGCCCGGCCGGGGCACACAGGGCACAGCUGCUCCUCUGCUCACAAACAGGCUCUGCGAGGUGCUGCUCGCUUCAGUCACCACAGGGAAACCAAGCACUCUGGAUAUUCUGGUCAUUUGUUGUGAAAUUGUUUCCUGACAGCAACAGAUUUAAAUGUCGUCAUACUAAUGGCAGAGAGAAACCUUUCAUGCAGUUGCAAGGUGGUUUUCUAAGAUGGUUGGGUUACUGAAAGUGAUUUUACUGUGCAUUAAUCUUAUGAAUGUUACUAUGUUUUAUAUUUAUUUUAGAUGACCCUCCUGUAUUUUACAAAGGGAAGUUUCAUUGUGUGAUAACUCCGUCUGUAUUCUUAAUAUAAUUUGUUAAAUGAAACUUGUUUUAAUCAGAUAA